AUGGCUGUUGCACACCACUGCCUCUCCUUGUUGCUUCUGUCCACCUGGGUGGCUCUGCUGCUGCAGCCCUUACAGGGUGCCUGGGGAGCCCCACUGGAGCCAAUGUACCCAGGGGACAAUGCUACGCCAGAGCAGAUGGCCCAGUAUGCAACUGAGCUCCGCAGAUACAUCAACACGCUGACCAGACCUAGGUAUGGGAAGAGAGAUAAAGAGGACACAUUGGACUUCCUAGAGUGGAACUCCCCUCAUGCAGCAGCCCUCUGGGAUUCCAACCCGACGGACUUGUAG
This is a messenger RNA of Nannospalax galili (Upper Galilee mountains blind mole rat), 288 nucleotides long. It is a transcript of the gene Ppy, whose product is annotated as pancreatic polypeptide. Gene Ontology annotation, cellular component: extracellular region. Bases 1 to 288 code for a protein of 95 amino acids. Gene Ontology annotation, biological process: feeding behavior; neuropeptide signaling pathway. Lineage: Eukaryota; Metazoa; Chordata; Mammalia; Rodentia; Spalacidae. The transcript is spliced from 3 exons. Gene Ontology annotation, molecular function: neuropeptide Y receptor binding; neuropeptide hormone activity. The record is from RefSeq and is a predicted model, not a curated record.